ACACACAGCGAAACACAACCAAAGCUGCGUUUACUACAGAGUGAAAGCUUGAUUGAAAAAUGAUUUUCAGACCAACUGAAGGUGGACUCUGUUGCUGUCUUUGACUUUUAAGUUUUAAUUUAAAUACGUACCUUGGAUUUGAUUUUUUUGCAACAUGCAGACUCAGAUAGUUGGCGUGUGUUUGGCAAUCAUCGGCUUUCUUGGCACCAUCCUAAUCUGCGGACUGCCUAUGUGGAAGGUGACAGCCUUUAUUGGGGCAAACAUCGUCACCUCUCAGGUCUUCUGGGAAGGCUUAUGGAUGAACUGUGUGAUCCAGAGCACGGGUCACAUGCAGUGUAAGGCCUACGACUCUAUUCUGGCUUUACCACAGGAUCUACAGGCUUCCAGGGCUCUGAUCUGCGUCUCCAUUGCUGUCAGCGUGGUGGCUAUUGGGCUCACUGUGGUCGGGGCCCACUGCACCAACUUCUUUCAUCACGACUGGCUGACCAAAGCUAAUGUUGGCCUGGCUGGAGGUCUGGUGUUUAUAUUAGCAGGGCUCCUGUGUGUUAUUCCUGUCAGCUUGUCGGCUCACAACAUCAUUACAGGUUUCUACAAUCCCCUGCCCACCACGGAGCGGAGAGGAGAGCUCGGGGCUUCCAUAUAUGUGGGCUGGGCAUCUGGAGCUCUGCUCAUUAUUGGAGGAGGUGUGUUGUGUAGCACCUACAGAUGCUGCAGAUGAGGAGAAGAGACAGAGGAGGACAGUGCAUGACGUCAAAUGCAUACUGCAGUUGAAAAUGUGCAGUGGUGUGUUAACUGAUGGACUUUCUUUGUUUCAGUCUUUGAUUAAAGCUCCUUUUUCAACAUUAAUUUCAACCUUGCUUAAAUGCACUAUACCAACAUUUUACAGCUAAUCUGUGUAAAAUAUUAAAAUAUGUUGCAUACUGAAGUUUACAGUGAACUGCAGGACCAGGAUAUGAAGUGUUUAGGAUUGUUUUUAAAGUGAAGAAUGAAAAAUGAAGUUGAAAUAGAUGAGCCAGUAGUUGUACAAUGUGAUAUUAUAAGACGCUAACUGAAGAAAAAAUAUGUUAAAUGCAGAGAUGUGAGUUUGUAUGAUGUUUUUUUUUAUAGAGCACAUUAUGAAUUCUGCAAAAACAAUCAGUUUUUAAGACCUUUAAAGACCAAUGAUGAAGUUUAAUCAUAAUCUUGAACAGUAUAUUUUAACAGCCAGUGCAGCGUAUCUUAAUUCUUUGUUUGCAAGAAGACAGUUUUACUUGAUGUCAGUGGUGCCCCCAAGGGGGGACGGGGGGACAUGGCCACACAGGUACAAAUAAUUGGAGGCCGAUAUUAAGAGACUGUGGCACACUAAUUUUUUAAGCUAGCAGGAAGGUGAAGUCUGGCUUUAUUGUAUAUUAUAUUUGCUUGAAUAAUUAUCACUGAAAUCUAUUUUUAUACUUUUUACAUAAAAUGUAUUUCUGUCAUUUUUAUUUUGU
Messenger RNA from Plectropomus leopardus (leopard coralgrouper), 1469 nucleotides. RefSeq names its product claudin-4-like. NCBI's taxonomy places the organism in Eukaryota, Metazoa, Chordata, Actinopteri, Perciformes, Serranidae. The record is from RefSeq and is a predicted model, not a curated record. Gene Ontology annotation, molecular function: structural molecule activity. Gene Ontology annotation, cellular component: bicellular tight junction; membrane.